This is a messenger RNA of Acaromyces ingoldii, 780 nucleotides long. RefSeq lists its product as hypothetical. The record is from RefSeq and is a predicted model, not a curated record. NCBI's taxonomy places the organism in Eukaryota, Fungi, Basidiomycota, Exobasidiomycetes, Exobasidiales, Cryptobasidiaceae. The coding region runs from base 1 to 780 and encodes 259 amino acids. The transcript has 3 exons.
AUGAAGCUAACUUUUCGUAUCUUUGCGGUGCUGCUCGUCGCCAUCAUCGUCAUCAACAUAGCAAACACAAAACCGGUCAAAACGGAUACUCAGCAUGAUAACGAAGUUAUCACUCUCGAGAAGCGUGCACCCAAUUACCUUGAGGCAUUGGUGAUCGCUCUCAUCUUCCUCAUAAGCAAAUUGCCUUUUCCCAAGAAUAAGGAAGACGAAUUGUACGAGAACAAUUUCGGGGUGCCUCCUGAUUGUGGCUAUCGUCCGUACGAUUCGUUCCCCUUGUCGAACACGCCAUGUCCUCGGAUCCUUUCAGGGAAGCUAAAGCCUACGAGGUCCUUCAACAGCAAAGACGAUGCCCCAUCAAGCGACUCCGAAUCCUCUGAGCCCUCAAGCCCCGUUGGCCUCCACCAAGCGAAUUUGUCGAGCGCCUCAGAGCCCUUUGAGCCCUCCAGCCGCGUUGGCCCUCACCAGGCGGGCUCGUCGAGCGCCUCAGAUCGGUUCAACCUAAAUGAGCUCUCUGAAUGUAUGGUAAAAAACCUGAGCGACAAGGGUUCGAUACUCGCAGAGAAGGUCAAGCAGGUGUGCAGAGACCCGAACAUCCUGAAAGCUCUGCUCGACCGAUAUUAUGAUGACCCUUCAAUCACGAUUGAGGAGGCUAAAGAAGCCUCCAAGGCCAGUCCCGACGUGGGUGAUGUCUUGCAAGAAAGCGAUCCCAGCAUUCGACAAGCAUUCGAAAACUGUAUCGAACAGCAGAAACGUGGAACAACUGCCAAAAAGCUGUUCUAA